Messenger RNA from Pseudonaja textilis, 1894 nucleotides. It is a transcript of the gene EGFL7, whose product is annotated as EGF like domain multiple 7. The record is from RefSeq and is a predicted model, not a curated record. NCBI's taxonomy places the organism in Eukaryota, Metazoa, Chordata, Lepidosauria, Squamata, Elapidae. Gene Ontology annotation, molecular function: protein binding; calcium ion binding.
CCGAGCACCAUUGUUUCGUGCCUUGGACCAGAGGAGCAGAGAGCAGAAAUCCCAGAGUCAGCCCCAGCUGGGGUGGGGUAGGCCUUGAACCAUGAAGAAGCAAAGCUCAGCAGAUCUUGGCCAGGUGGCCGUAGGACGCCAGGAGAGCUGGGCAGGAAAGCUGAGGGGAGGAAGCCCCGUCCCAGAGCCGCCACAGAGGACCACUUUGAGCUGACGAGAAGAUCCCAAGCAAUAAGAAAUCAAAACACCUGGAAAGCAACAAGUUCUGUUUAAUGAUGAAUGACCAAGCCAGAAACAGUGUAGCUUGCUGAACCGUCUUCGGUUGCUGUCGCUCCUUCAGGCGAUGAUGUUGCAGUAGCGAAAGGGCCCAGCAAAGGAGAAAGGAUGAGAAGAGGGGGCUGGCUGUGGACCAUGGGCCUUGCCAUGGUCCUGGCAGCCACCAGGGUUGAGAGUUUCUCCAGCUCCAGGUGUGGUGGAUGCUCCAUGGAGAUGAGAAGCCACACCGUAUCCUACCUCGCCUCCCAUGUCCAGCCAGUUCACCAGCCCUACCUCACCCUGUGCCCGGGAAACAGGCUCUGCAGUACAUACAGAACUACCUAUAAAGUCGGACGUCGCCAGGUUUAUCAGAAGAUUUUGCGGCCGGAAUACGUUUGCGCUCCUGAAUGGAAGCGGAGAAGUGCUUUCUCUUGGCUCGGAUGUCCCACAGCUGCUACUUGCCGCCCACCGUGCCAGCCCAGCCGGAAAUGUUCGCUCCCAAACGACUGCCCCUGCCCUGGAUGGACCGGGAGGUGUUGCCAGACAGAUAUGGACGAGUGUGCAAUGGAGAAACACGGCUGCAGCCAGCUUUGCAUCAACACGGCCGGAAGCUACCGCUGUGCUUGCCGUCCGGGGUACGAGCUCCAUGCGGAUGGACAAACUUGCCGGGCUCUGAAAAUGGCCCCUACGCCAGCUCCCCCAGCAGGAAGUGACCACCUUCCCGCUCCAGACGAAGUGAGAGAGCUGAGGAGCAGGCUGGCAGCUUUGGAAGAAAAGUUCCAGCUCGUAUUGGCACCCUUUCUCAAGCUGGACCUGCCUGGCGCCGGAGAGGGCCCCGGGGCAGAACCCAUCAGCCUCUUGGUCCACGUGAUCCAGCAACUGGACCGAAUAGAUUCGCUCAGCGAGCAGAUCUCUUUCCUGGAGGAGCGCCUGGAAACCUGUUCCUGCAAGAACCGGCUCUGAGGCUGCAGGAGGAUGGAGAUCCCUGGUGCUCCCGCAUCCCACUGUUUUUUCUGCUGUGUCUCUCCGUUGAGUAGCAACUGAGCCCUGUUUCCAGCAGCCAAGCCAAGCCAAGGCAGCGGAGAGGAUUAAGAGGCUGGAAAUACCACGUUCUCAGCGAGCCCACUCACCCUCCUUCCAGCUGGCUGGCUCCCAGGGUGGCUCACCUCUCCCAACCCUGCUGGCCAGGGGUUGUGGGAGGGAGAGAGGCAAAAACCUAGCUAAACAUCCCUGGAAACAGGAAGCAACUUGCUUGCGGAGUGGACGGAUUCGGGUGAGGGGAGCAGGUCUCGCCUUCCUCGGGAGGUAUGAGAGCAGCAACGAAACGGGGCCCCUUUGGCAAAGCUCAGAGGCUGCUCUUUUCCAGGCUAUCACCCAAAAUAUCUUGGCAAGGCAGGGUUAUUUCUCUGGGGGGGAGGGCUAAACCAGCCCUCCCCCGCCCUGUGUAAAUGCACCAUUCGUGUCCUUGCUUUGCUUUCCAAUUGUAGGAAUACUCCCACUGUUUCCCAUGUCCUCCCUCUUUCAGAAAGAAAUAGAACAGGUUCCUAGGGCUGGAAGGGACCUUGUAGGUCAUCUAGUCCAACCCCCACCCAAGCGGGAGACCCUACGCCAUAUCUGACAGAUGGCAGUCCCGUCUCUU